Staurois parvus is the source of this 299-nucleotide messenger RNA. The record is from the annotation of a GenBank genome assembly. NCBI's taxonomy places the organism in Eukaryota, Metazoa, Chordata, Amphibia, Anura, Ranidae.
CACUGAUCACCGGGAAAUGCAAUUUCCGGUUCUCGGCUGCACUUUCCUCACGCUGUCAGAGCGCGAGCAAAGUACUGCAGAGAACCGGCAGUUGUCAGAGCAGGGAUCGGCACCAAUCAUCAGAGCACUGAUGAUCAGUACCCUGAUGAUCGGUGCCCAGCAGUGCCACCCACCAGUUCCGCCCACCUUUGCGCCAGUCAGUGCCUAGCAGUGCCGCCAGUCAGUGCCCAGCAGUGAUGUCAGUCAGUGCUGUCUAUCAGUACCCAUCAUCAGUGCCGCCUAUCAGUGCCACCUAUCAG